AUGGGCAUAAGGGAAUUUGAUAUAGCAGGAAACAGGUUAGUUAUACACGAGCUUGAAGACGUUUGUCAUCCGGUCACGGGUCGGGCACUCACCGGGUCGUGGAUCUGGGACUCGGCUCUGGUCCUUUCCCACUGGUUGUCAAAUCAGUCGCAAACCAAAUUCGACUUCACUGGUAAAACAGUGGUGGAACUCGGAGCCGGAGCGGGACUUCCAGGCUUGACCGCGGCUCGUCUUGGCGCCAGCCGAGUCAUCCUGACUGAUAUUGAGCCGUUGGUUCCGGGACUCAAGACAAACGUGGAAGCGAAUGGGCUGGGAGACCGAGUUUCGGUAAGUCAACACGUAUGGGGAUCGGACGAUUUUUGCAGUCUACUUGAUGAGUUAGGAGAGGUGGAUUUGGUGCUCAUAUCGGACGUGUUCUUCGACGCGGCUGAGAUGGAGGCGCUGGCGAAGACUCUGAAGAGGUUAUGCGGGAAAGGAGCUACAGUUUGGGCGGCGAGCGAGUUGAGGUCGAUGACUAGCGACUGCUUAAUUGAGUUGGCGAGCGAAGGGUUUGAAAUCGUUGAGUUGGCGACUCAACUCGGGGAGGAUUUUUCUGAUAAUUCAACGCGUGUAAAUUCGGAGGUUUUCGCCAUUUUUCAUCUGGUUCCAGUUAAUCAAGAGAAUGACAGUGAAAAAUGGUCGCCGAUUAUAUCAUGA
Olea europaea var. sylvestris is the source of this 696-nucleotide messenger RNA. RefSeq names its product EEF1A lysine methyltransferase 3-like. Lineage: Eukaryota; Viridiplantae; Streptophyta; Magnoliopsida; Lamiales; Oleaceae. The record is from RefSeq and is a predicted model, not a curated record. Bases 1 to 696 code for a protein of 231 amino acids. The transcript has a single exon.